AUGGUGUCGCUACUCCUGCCGCAGUCUGACGUCACGCUGCUGGGCCCCACCAGACUGGAGGGCGAGCCCCAAGGGGACCACAUGCAGGCACCGGGCCUCCCAGGCUCCCCUGCCCCACAGAACAAGCAUGCCGGCUUCAGCUGCUCAUCAUUCGUGCCCGAUGGCCCUCCAGAGAGGGCACCCUCACUGCCUCCACACAGCCCCUGCGCCGCGUCACCAGGUCCCGAGCAGGUCCACUGCCCAGCUGGCCCUGGCCUGGGCCCCUUCCGGCUCUCACCCUCAGACAAGUACCCCGGCUUCGGCUUUGAGGAGGGCCCGGCAAGCAGCCCCGGGCGCUUCCUCAAGGGCAGCCACGUGCCCUUCCACCCAUACCAGCGGCAUUUCCAUGACGAUGUCUUCCCUGAGGCCCAGACCGCCUUGGCCCUCGCUGGACACUCCUUUAAGACCCCAGGGGCGCUGGAGGCCUUCGAGGAGAUCCCCACGGAUGUGGGGGAGCGUGAGGCCUUCCUGUCCGGCUUCCCAGCAGAGGCCUGGUGCAACGGGCUCCCCUACCCCAGCCGGGAGCACAGCCCCCAAGUCCUGGGGUCAGAAGUCAAGGUCAAGCCCCCACCUCUGGAGAGUGGUCCAGGGAUGUACUGUUACCAGCCCCCCUUGCAGCAUAUGUACUGUCCUUCCCAGCCCCCCUUCCACCAGUACUCACCAGGUGGCAGCAGCUACCCUGUACCCUACCUGGGCUCCUCACACUAUCCAUACCAGCGGAUUGCACCCCAGGCCAGCACCGAUGGGCACCAGCCUCUCUUCCCAAAACCCAUUUACUCCUACAGCAUCCUCAUCUUCAUGGCCCUGAAGAACAGUAAAACUGGGAGCCUUCCCGUCAGCGAGAUCUACAAUUUUAUGACGGAGCACUUUCCUUACUUCAAGACGGCGCCUGAUGGCUGGAAGAAUUCUGUCCGCCACAACCUGUCUCUUAACAAGUGCUUCGAGAAGGUAGAGAACAAAUCAGGCAGUUCCUCUCGCAAGGGCUGCCUGUGGGCCCUCAAUCCAGCCAAGAUCGACAAGAUGCAGGAGGAGCUGCAGAAGUGGAAGAGGAAAGACCCCAUUGCCGUGCGCAAAAGCAUGGCCAAGCCAGAAGAGCUGGACAGCCUCAUUGGAGACAAGAGGGAGAAGCUGGGUUCCCCACUGCUCGGCUGCCCGCCCCCUGGGCUGGCAGGCUCAGGCCCCAUCCGGCCCCUGGCACCUCCAGCCGGGUUCUCCCAGCCGCUGCACUCAAUCCACCCAGCUCCGGGCCCCAUUCCUGGCAAGAAUCCCCUGCAGGACCUACUUGGGGGGCACGCACCCUCCUGCUAUGGGCAGACAUAUUCGCACCUCUCACCGGGCCUGGCCCCUCCCGGACCUCCGCAGCCGUUGUUCCCACAGCCAGAUGGGCACCUUGAGCUGCGGGCCCAGCCGGGCACCCCCCAGGACUCGCCUCUGCCUGCCCACACCCCACCCAGCCACAGUGCCAAGCUGCUGGCUGAACCUUCCCCAGCCAGGACCAUACAUGAAACCCUGUUGCCAGACGGAGACCUUGGCACUGACCUGGAUGCCAUCAAUCCCUCUCUCACUGACUUCGACUUUCAGGGAAACCUGUGGGAACAGCUGAAGGAUGACAGCUUGGCCCUUGACCCCUUGGUACUGGUGACCUCACCCCUGACGUCAUCUUCAAUGCCGCCGCCCCAUCCCCCAUCCCCAUCCCGCUGCUUCCCCCCUGGGCCCUGUCUGGCAGAGACAGGCAGUGGGGCAGGCGACUUGACACCACCAGGCAAUGGGGGCUCCGGGGCAGUAGGGGACCUGCAUCUCACCACCCUCUACUCAGCCUUCAUGGAGCUGGAACCCACGGCCCCUGCUGGCCCCUGUGUGUACCUCAGCCCCAGCUCCAAGCCCAUGGCCCUAGCAUGAGCUAUGCCCAGCAGCUGCUCCAGCCUUUGCCUGGCCUGGAAGUCCCAGCUGGCCGCCCAUGUCGGGCUCACCUUAAAG
This is a messenger RNA of Balaenoptera acutorostrata (minke whale), 2016 nucleotides long. RefSeq names its product forkhead box N1 (gene FOXN1). The record is from RefSeq and is a predicted model, not a curated record. Gene Ontology annotation, molecular function: DNA-binding transcription factor activity, RNA polymerase II-specific; transcription cis-regulatory region binding. Gene Ontology annotation, biological process: regulation of transcription by RNA polymerase II. The coding region runs from base 1 to 1938 and encodes 645 amino acids. Lineage: Eukaryota; Metazoa; Chordata; Mammalia; Artiodactyla; Balaenopteridae. The transcript is spliced from 8 exons.